Messenger RNA from Rhizopus microsporus ATCC 52813, 1590 nucleotides. RefSeq lists its product as uncharacterized. The transcript has 5 exons. The coding region runs from base 82 to 1494 and encodes 470 amino acids. The record is from RefSeq and is a predicted model, not a curated record. NCBI's taxonomy places the organism in Eukaryota, Fungi, Mucoromycota, Mucoromycetes, Mucorales, Rhizopodaceae.
AUUUCUUCUACUUUUAGCAUUUAUAUCCUAUCUUUGCCGAUCUAAAGAAAAAGAAAACCAUUUUGAAUACAGUUUCACUUUAUGAUGAGCGACAACGAAGGUGGAAUAAAGCGUGCGACAGAACAAGAUGAGCAACUUGAGGCACUUAAAAAACAAAAACUGGACGAAACAGAAGAAAAAAAACCAGUACAGGCUGAUGAUAUUGUCGCAGAUAAUACUGACACAUUAGAAGUAAAAGAGAAUAUUGAGUCAGAUGAUCCUGCAAGAGCCGUCACAGCAUCUCCGAGCCAAACUCAACCAAAUAGUAGUGAUGAUACAGCGAUUACAAGUGAGCAAUUAUUAUUUGCCCUCACUUCUGUUCCUGCAGAGACUAAAUUAUCACCAGAUCCGGCGAUAGAAAAGACACUAGUAGAAAAACCAAGCGAGACAACGACAGCAGCGACGACCAGCAACGAACAAAAAACUCCUCCUACGAUUUCAGUCACAGAAGCUGACAAGGAUGCAUCAUCUGUGACGAAGAGUAAAGAGACACCUGACGAGAAUAAGCCUACAGAACCCCUUAGACCAUCCACGUCUUUUAGUCCAUCCUUAUCUCAUGCGACGAGCCUAGCACUGAAUAAUUUGCCCAAUAUCAGCGCAGCUUUACGUCGAUUGAGCAACGCGGGCGUGAUUGAACAGCUAUCAUCUUCAUCAUCUAGGUCGACUCACACAGGGCAGGAAAGAAAAAAAUCGACAGAAGUAACACCUUCGGAGAUACUUGGCAAUGCCCUGGCAGUUGUCGCUGCGAGUGCACGAGCAGCCAAUAAUAACAGUACCCAAUCAUCCUCUAUUUACAAUAACAAUAAUAGCAGUAAUAACAAUAGUAAUAGCAGCAGUAACAGCAACACAGCUGCCGCAAUCGGCAAUCUGGCAGCCAUUACAGCCAAUAUCAGCAGCUUUUUAAACUCAAGUGGCUUCCAUCGAGGAUCGUUUAGCCAAGAAGACACGCAGAAGCUAGCUGCAGCAGUUGCCAGUGUGACAAACAGCAACAAUAAUAGCAAUAACAGUAGCCAUAAUACAGCACGUCGAAACAGUUCCAUAGCAGCUGUAGGCAACGCUUUUUCAAAUAUGAUUGAUCAAGCCAUGAUGAUUCGACGUAAUAAGAGCAUGAGCGCGGGUACUCUUGUGCAGCAGGAACCAUUACCAAAACCGAAACUUAUUGUAAAAAAUGAUCAAGUUUGGAAAGCAUUGGAGGGCAUGGAGGAAAAAUUGCUUGGGUACCAGGUGUAUUCCCCUCAUCGUCUGCUGCCAAAUUUAGAAAAUUGUUUGAAUGGUAUCAUGGAAAUUCGUGUUCCGGCAAGGUAUUUGACAUUUGAGAACGUGCAGGUGAAGAAGAGAGCAAUCUGGGGAACGGACAUUUAUACAGACGAUUCGGAUAUCGUAGCUACGGAAAGUACGAGCCACAGUAUAAGGAGCCGGAGAUUGAUCCCAAUGACCCAUUUGCUCUUGCUAUAGCAGGUAAACCAAGAGAAGCAACUGAAGCAGCCAAGAAAUUAGCAUUAUCUGGAAAGAAAUGGAUACGCCAAGACACCUUAAUACCCGAUCAUGACC